Suillus paluster is the source of this 1132-nucleotide messenger RNA. RefSeq lists its product as uncharacterized. The transcript has 4 exons. Gene Ontology annotation, biological process: regulation of transcription by RNA polymerase II. NCBI's taxonomy places the organism in Eukaryota, Fungi, Basidiomycota, Agaricomycetes, Boletales, Suillaceae. Gene Ontology annotation, cellular component: nucleus; NuA4 histone acetyltransferase complex. The record is from RefSeq and is a predicted model, not a curated record. Bases 47 to 703 code for a protein of 218 amino acids.
AACUGAGAACGAGAAUGAGAGAGUCCCCGGCACGUGACUAUUCUCAAUGUGGACGCGUUUGUUUGGAUCCAAAGCCUUUGCCAAACAACCGCCUAUCCCGCAACCACGUCAAUCUCAAUACAUGUCUGACAGCCCAGAUGAUUUCCUCGACAGCGUCGAAGGGGAGAUUACUUUCUUUCGAUCCGUGAUGAAGGCUCGGCCCGUUGGACUCCACAAGCAUUUUCAUGUAUUGGCCAUUCGCAAUACAAUACACAAUGAUACUGGUCAUGUCCUACCCGUCGAGAGUAUUUGGGCAAAGUUGAAAACGUGUUAUGAUCUUGAUGCACUAGAGACCGCACGUCGGAUACGUGCAACGGCCUCCCUUGCAUCAUCAACGCCCGCGCCAUCACCGCGCCAGCCCAGUAAAUCAAAAAAGACCAAGACUACGAAACGUAGUAAGAGCAAAGCGGACAUGGCUGGCUUGGUAGGAGGCGAUAGCGACAGCAGCGCGCUCACGCAGGAGAGCGGAGACGAGGGUGCCGGGAUCACCCCCAGCGUCAUCACAGGCACUGACGCAGGCACAGACUAUGAAGAGGACAACCUGGACUGCCAAUCGAAAUCGGCACGAGGACGUGUCAAGCAGCUUGCUCGAGGAGGGGCGGUGGGGCGAGCCAGGGCAGGGUCGGCGAGCCAUGCCCGGGGAACCAAGAAACGAAAGAAGUAGCAUUUCAUGUUCAUUAUUGUUCUGGCAAUGUGCUUAUAAUGACUCUACCUGUUUGCCCUGACGAUGACAGGCAUACCCUUACCAUGGAUUGCAUCCUCGCAUUCAAUCUAAGUAGCAGUGCCAAUACUAAUGAUGACUGCUGCAAUGCCAUAUGCCAUAGCAUUUGCAAACAGAUGUGGUACUGGGUUAAAGCUAAUAUACAGGCAAAACACCGCUUGUGGGAGUCACUGCAGUUUUGCCCACUUCAACUAUUCAGAUCUCGAUGGAGUAAAUAUGUGAACGUGGAGGAUCGACAUGCUCAUGCAUGGCCACCAGUCCUGUGUGGUAGGAGAGUUACCUCGACAUCAAGCUUGAACUCGAUCGGGUCACAGUAUUUGUGUGACUGCGGUCGCCGACUCAAUUGCAACUUGCAACUUUGUACAUCACGAC